This is a messenger RNA of Mesorhabditis spiculigera, 1278 nucleotides long. NCBI's taxonomy places the organism in Eukaryota, Metazoa, Nematoda, Chromadorea, Rhabditida, Rhabditidae. The record is from the annotation of a GenBank genome assembly.
AUGCUCAAACUCAAGAAGCAGCUCGACAAACAGGCCAAGGAGCCCGGGGCGAAAGUGUACGAUUUGAAGAUGUACGAUCUGGUGCAGGGUAGGGACACGCCGUCGGAAGAUAUCUGGGAGAGGUCAAAACAGCCCGGCUUCUUGCAAGAAGCCUACGGACUGAUUGCUCGCAUUAAUGCGCAGGGGGAUAGUCAUAAUCAGAAGUUCUUGUCGCCAAGAUUCGCUUCCAUCAUGCCUGACAAAUACGGUGAUUCGGACAAAAAGGCCCUCUCCCCCUCCAUUCUCUCAUUCUAUCGAGAUGAAGCUGAGGACCAAAUUCUACCGUUGCCAAAGUUGCUCGAAGACAGCGGGCUGAAAGAUAACGAUCGGGACGCCAUGCUCGAAGUUGUGAUGGAAGUCUCGGGAGCACGAGGGAUGGUCGAUACUGCGAUGAAGACGAUGAAAAGUAUGCACAUGUUUGGCCUUGACGAAGAGUUCAGGGACGUCACCGACAAAAUUCAGGACAUCUUCAAGGCGUUAACCGGCAGUUUUACUGGGCGCCAGAAAAAGGAGAUGAAACGCCGUGGCUACACAUUUGCACACCCCGAACAGCUCGAGAAAUUCCACGAAGCGCAAGGCAUCAAGGACCGAGAGCACGGCUUCAACUACGAUACCUACAAACGAUUAUCCCGGAAGCAGCGCGAAGAAGCCCUGUGGCUACGCGUCAGACAAAUUGCGCGGAACGUUAGCCAUCCGGUGGGUGGAAAAGCUUAUACGGUAGAUGAGCCGCUGAUGAAGCGUGGUCCGAACGGGACGUGGAUCGAAAACCAUCGGAGAGUGAAGCGUGCUCACUAUCUUGGUGGAUGGCUGCAUGUUCUCGAGCCGACCGUCCUCGCUCCAUUCGCUUUUACACCCUCAAUUGGCGCUGGAAUCCUCGGACCGCUCGUCUUCUCUCCUGGACUUUUCAAUCCGGUCAUCUUCAACCCGUCGAUCGCCUCGCCGAUGAUCAUGUCCCCAGGUAUCGGCUACCCGUUCAUCCUGUCCCCCUACAUUUUCUCCUCCCAAAUCAUGAGCCCCCUCAUCUGGGCCCCAUAUAUUUUGACGCCCUAUUUAUUGGGGCCCAACAUCAUUACCCCGUAUUUGAUGUCGCCUGUCAUUUUGUCGCCCAUGCUUUUGUCUCCUGAUCUCGUGUCGCCAAUGGCACUCGGUGGGGCCGUCCUUUCGCCCACUAUGCUCUCGCCGGCCGUGUUUUCCCCAUCCGUUUUCAUGGUUAGUAUCAUGUCACCGUCGUUUUUGAGC